AUGUCGAACACUAAACUACAGGAUCUUUACGUCAGACAGCUCUACAUUGGAUGCGACAACAGCGAGUGCAAAAUGUAUUUCUGUAGGAACGACAUGUCUAAGGCAAGUCUGCUGAAAAUAAGCGACAUAUUGGCAAAUUACGGUGAAUAUUUCCUGUGCUCAACGAAUAGGAACAAAGAGUCUGCUAAAAUUAAUUUUAACGGUAAAAGUUGCCCGAUAAUAGAUUUUUACGUUUAUGUUGUGAACCAAACAACGAACAAAAAAUCGAUUCUGCCAGAUUCGCUUUCCAGGCACAACUUUUGUUCGUUUUUCAAGAAAAACAGCUUUAAUGAGGAGGAGAAGAUACUGAUAGAGGGCGUGUUCAGCAUGCUGUUGAACCAAUACGUGAACUACAACGAAAACAUUCUAUCGCACAUAAUUAUACGGUUGAUCUCAGAAAUACUCCUUAAAGUUGAUUUGAAGGACGACGUUUUUGAAAACAUUUCAGAAAUUUUCUUGAACAUCGACAAAUUGUGCAAGGAAUUAGAACUAGACCCAGAGAAACACGCAGUAUUUCCCGGGAGUGAUGGGCAUGGCCAGGGUACCGAAGAGGAAAGCUGCAUGAACUGCCUGUUCAACGAUAUAUUCACAGAACAUGAUCUGAUAAAUCUGAUACAGACAAUCUCAAAGUUUCUUAACAGCAAUGAAUUCGAUACAAUCAGAUCAUCCAAGAAAAUAGAGGAAUUGCUGAACAUCUUUAACAUUCUUUUCUGUAUAAACGAGAGGGUGCGUAUCGUUUCCUUCAGAGAAUUUUAUCUAGAGAAAUUUUGCGAGAGCCAGAAUUUGAAGGAAGAAAUCAGGCUGCACAAGGCCAAUUACAAGGCAAUCGUGAAAUAUCCUUUUAUUUUGCCGCUGCAUCUCAAAGCAGAUUUCAUAAAAUCAGAAAAUAGUGAUAUGAUGAAGAACAAGCUGCAGGAUGCGUUUUUUAGGGCGUUAUUCAUUGGCAAAACAUCGCCGUACUUUUUUAUCACUGUAAAUAGAAACACACUUUACAAGGACGUCUUUAAAAUUUUUUCGAAAACAAAUUUUGAUGACAUCAGGAAAGAAAUUAAGAUCACAUUUAAAGGAGAAGAGGGCGUAGAUUCAGGAGGAAUAACCAAGGAGUUCUUUCAAUUGGUAAGCGAAGAGCUUAUUCACGACAGUUUUCUGUUCACCAUCCAAAACAACCUACUUUGGUUCACAGAGGGUAAAAAGAACAGCAGAUACGAGGUAGUGGGCAGACUGAUAGGUGUAGCGCUUUACAACGACGUGGUGCUGAAUUUGCCUUUUCCCACGUUUCUUUUUAAAAUAUUUUUGAACAAGAAAGUUGAACUGGACGACUUGAUGGAAAUUGAGCCAGAAAUUUGCCACUCACUCAAGAAAAUACUUCAAAUGAACGAUGAGGAGCUAUGUGUUCUUGAGCAGUGUUUCUCCAUCACGAGAAACACCAAGUCGAUCGAACUCAUACCCAGAGGAAAGAACGUAGUGCUCACAGAGAAGAAUAAGGAACUUUUUGUGGAAAAGUAUGUGGAGUAUUUGACUUACUCUGAAAUGAAGGAGAACAUAGAGAACAUCAAAAAGGGAUUUUUCCACGUUAUCAAGUUGAGAACAAUCAGUUUUCUCCAGCCCUGUGAGCUAGAGAAAAUCAUAGUUGGCAGUAACGUCAUAAAUGUACAGCUGCUUAAAAAAACGGCAGUAUAUUCGGGGUUCACCGAGGAUUCUCUCGUUGUCAAGACAUUUUGGAAAAUCUUCGAGGAAUAUUCACUGGAAGACAAGAAGAAGCUGCUGAUGUUUAUUACGGGCAAUGAACGAGUUCCUGUCACAUGUACAGAAAACUGGAAGCUGAUAAUUGUCAGAAACGGCUGCGACACAGACAGGCUGCCAUCUUCACAGACAUGUUUUAACACUUUGCUGUUGCCCGAAUAUUCAUCGGAAGAAAAACUGAGAAACAAACUGGGUAUAGCUAUUUCAAUGACCAAAGGGUUCUUUCUACUUUAAGGAUCAGGUGCGACUGCUUUACCCAUUUGGGAUAACAAACCAUGAAUAAUUGAUUGUUAUACACUCGUGGUGGAAAAUAUCUUUAUUAAAAUGAUCAUUUUAAU
This is a messenger RNA of Vavraia culicis subsp. floridensis, 2120 nucleotides long. RefSeq lists its product as uncharacterized. Bases 1 to 2016 code for a protein of 671 amino acids. The record is from RefSeq and is a predicted model, not a curated record. NCBI's taxonomy places the organism in Eukaryota, Fungi, Microsporidia, Pleistophoridae. Gene Ontology annotation, molecular function: ubiquitin protein ligase activity. The transcript has a single exon. Gene Ontology annotation, biological process: protein polyubiquitination.